GGGCAUUUAUGCGUGCUACUUAGCAUAACUCAUUGGCAGCCUAGGAAUUAUUUAGCUGCUGUUCAUAUAACCCCAUUUAUUACGGUUAGUUUACCAAUCAGCUGCGUCAGUACAGCAUCUUAGAGAGAAAUACGGAACAUUUACAGCAGAAUUCUCUCUGCAUUGUUUGAGAAGGGUUGUAUUGAUGCCACAUCAAAAUAACUGAAUUAAAGCUUGGGCAGGAUUGAAUACGUCUUCAGACACAAAUAGUGGGCUGCAGUGAAACUGCCACAGUCUGAGUGAAUGAAAUAAAUAUCUGUUUUCUGUCGAGUUCGUUUUUAUUUGGAGCAUCUAUAAGUUGUGGUCCAGUUUUGUUUGCUCGUUUAUUUCCAUCGGUUAAAAGACGAGAAUAACAAGAUUUGGGCGUAUUGAUUUCACCUAGCAUUAUAAGUGUUUACCUAUUCUGUUACAAAAAGGCGAUUAAUAUGUGGACAUUCUUAGGUGUUGCUACUUUUACCUAUAUCUAUAAAAGGUCCGAUGACUUAAUGUCUUACGCCAACAGAGAUGUUUUGCUGGCUGUUGUUGUAUUUUUGUCUGUGGGGUUGCUGCUCUCUUAUGGGUACAGACACGGACAGAAUAAGCAGAAACGAUCGAAACUGGGACUGCUGUCUGAAAUAUUCUCAUUAUUACCUUUCACUGGCUUUUUAUUUUCAGAGCAGACUUCUAAAAGCAACGAAAAUGAAGUGGAUAACUCCAGAAAGACACUACAUAAGAAGACCCACUCACCCAGCUUUUCUCAUGUAGAGGUUUCUUCAUGUAAUAAUGUUUCCUUGCAGCAGGAACGAGAAGUCAUAAUCGUAGGGUCAGGUGUACUUGGUUCAGCUUUGGCAGCAGUUCUAGCAAGAGAUGGAAGAAAAGUGACAGUAAUAGAAAGGGACUUAAAAGAACCAGAUAGAAUUGUUGGAGAGUUACUUCAGCCUGGUGGUUAUAAAGCACUUAAAGGACUAGGUCUUGAAGAUUCAGUGGAAGGCCUUGAUGCUCACACAGUAAAUGGUUAUGUAAUUCAUGAUCUGGAGACCUCAACAGCGGUAGAAAUCCCUUACCCAAUGGGAGAAAACAAGCAAGUACAGGGAGGCCGAGCAUUUCACCAUGGGCGUUUCAUUAUGGGUCUCCGAAGAGUUGCGAUGGCGGAAUCAAACAUAACAUACAUUGAAGGCACGGUGUCUGAGUUGGUGGAGGAAGACAGUCGUAUUAUUGGGAUUCGUUAUAAAGAUAAAGAGACUGGAGAUUUGAAGGAACUUCAUGCCCCUCUCACAGUAGUUGCUGAUGGUCUUUUUUCCAAAUUUAGAAAAAGCCUACUCUCCAGUACAAUAACUACUACCUCACACUUUGUCGGUUGCAUCAUGCAGAAUUCACCACAGUAUAAAUCAAACCAUGCUGAAUUAGUUUUGGCUAAUCCAAGUCCAGUACUUAUCUACCAGAUCUCAUCCACUGAAACUCGUGUAUUGGUGGACAUCAGAGGUGAAAUGCCAAAAAACCUUAAAGAAUAUAUGGUACAGAAGAUUUUUCCUCAAAUGCCAGAUCAUUUAAAGGAGCCAUUCCUUACAGCAAUAGAAAAUGAUCGACUGAGGGUGAUGCCAGCAAGAUUCUUGCCUCCAUCAGCAGUAAACAAACGAGGUGUUCUUCUUUUGGGAGAUGCAUACAAUAUGAGGCAUCCUUUAACAGGAGGAGGGAUGAGUGUAGUUCUGAAUGAUGUGAAAAUAUGGCGAAGGCUGCUACAGAACAUUCCAGAUGUGUACGAUGAUCAAGCAAUACUUCAGGCAAAAAAGGAGUUCUAUUGGGAAAGGAAGAAAACUCAUUCCUUUGUAGUCAAUGUCUUGGCCCAAGCACUUUAUGAAUUGUUUGCUGCAACAGAUGAUUCCUUACGGCAGUUGAGGAGGGCCUGUUUCCAUUACUUCAGAUUAGGUGGACAGUGUGUUUCUGGACCUGUUGGACUAUUGUCUGUGUUAUCACCCAAGCCAAUGACUCUCAUUGGACACUUCUUUGCUGUUGCACUUUAUGCUGUCUACUUCAGUUUCAAGUCAGAGUCCUGGUAUACCAAACCACGUGCCAUCUUCAGGAGUGGAUUUAUAUUGUACAGAGCUUGUUCUGUUUUGUUCCCGCUUAUUUACUCUGAAUUGAAAUAUAUGUUUUACUGAUGCACAAAGAAGCACAUUUUUCAAAUAAACAUUUAAAAGACUUUUUAUCUAACCUGAUCAUGACUCCCACUGAUGGACUGACUGUGCUUGGAAUUACAAGAAUUGCUGAUAAUCUGUGUGGAAGAUCUUGCACAGUGUUGACAGAACAGUAAAGUUCAGUGUGUUUACUAUGGACUCUGUUUCCCAUGCUGAGAAUGUUUACACACUGCAUAACAAUAUUGCCAAGGCAAUUUGCUAAUGUAUUCACCAUGACUCUUUUAUGUGCAGUUUGCAUUGCCUAUCUAAGUAAUUAUUUUAUUACACAAGAGAGUAUGCAAACAAUUGCUGUAACAGCCCAGUACAGAUGUGUGAAAAAUGUUGUAAUGUGUGUUUUUGCAGCAUUAUGAUCUCCCCUGUAAAUGAAAGACCUAUGGAAUAAAAAUAGAAUAAGCAA
This is a messenger RNA of Protopterus annectens (West African lungfish), 2610 nucleotides long. It is a transcript of the gene SQLE, whose product is annotated as squalene epoxidase. Gene Ontology annotation, molecular function: flavin adenine dinucleotide binding; squalene monooxygenase activity. Bases 465 to 2177 code for a protein of 570 amino acids. The transcript is spliced from 12 exons. Gene Ontology annotation, biological process: cholesterol metabolic process; sterol biosynthetic process. The record is from RefSeq and is a predicted model, not a curated record. NCBI's taxonomy places the organism in Eukaryota, Metazoa, Chordata, Ceratodontiformes, Protopteridae. Gene Ontology annotation, cellular component: membrane; endoplasmic reticulum.